AUGCCUCUGGUGGUGGAUGUUCACGUGCGCGCCUUCUUUAGACUCAGGGGAGGGCAAGAACCUAGCACGGAUCCUGGGAAUGUCACCUUGCCAGCGGUAGAGGCUGUUGAGGAUCCUUUGAUUCAUGCCUGGGGGGGAGAAGGACAUGGCGCAUUCGGCGGCAAUCAGGACGACGAUUUGAAAUGGGAGGAUGGCUUCAAGAGAUUCUUGGAGUACAAGAAAGCGCUACCCAGCGGUCGGAGGAAGAGGCGGAUGAGGCAGUUUCCUUCCAAGGGAACUCCUCUGAGGCAGUGGAUUGAUCAACAGAGGAGACUGUACAAGCAUGGAGAGCUGGAGGAAAGUAGGCAGAGGCGACUAAAUGAUGCUGGGUUGGACUUAGCUUCAAAGGGGAAGCUUAGAGAAGUGGAUUGGGAAUCGAUGUAUCAGCGCCUUCGUGGCAUGUAUCUGCGACUAGGCCAUUGUCGUUUGCCGAGAGAUUCUCAUGAUUUGCUGUUAGCGCAAUGGUCAGAUUCACAGAGAACCAAGUUCAUCAAAGGCGUACUUUCAGCAGAAAAGCAACAUCUUCUAGAGAACAUAGGUUUUCCUUGGUACUCGGAGUGGUAUGAGAUGUUUAAUCAGGCGUGUUUCUUGUACCAGCACAAAGGGGUGAUAGACUUAUCCGAGCGGACUGUCAGACCGGAUGAUAGCCGGGUGGCUUACUGGCUCCGCACACAAGGAAAUCUGAAACUUGAGGGAUUUCUAGGGGGCCAGAAAAAGAGGCUUUUCGAUUCGUUGCAUUUUCAAGAUUUUGCUAGCACCGUUCUUGACAAUGACAUCACCCGUGAUGACUCUGUGUUGAUUUGGAAUCCAAGGUUUGAACACCUUGUUCUAUUCAAACAGAUACACGGACAUUGCAAUGUCACUGGAGUGUUUGGGGAAUAUCCAGAAAUGGAACUAAACACGAACUACACAGCCAUGAACGCUUCUUCUUCUUCGUCGUCGUCUUCUUUUCCUCCUCCUUUUUCUACUUCUUCUCCUACUUCUUCUGCGUUCACGAUGCGAGGCAAAGAGGCUCUAGUGCAGUGGUUUGUGCAGCAGAUCGACAAGGCUCGUCGGAAUAAAAUCACCCCGCUGCGCAGAACGCGGUUGGAAGAACUUGGGGUCUAUCUGGAGACCGACGUGUCUAUCGCCAGCCAUACGGAAUGGACUCAGAGGAUCGAAGAGCUGCGCAAUUUCAGGAAACAACAUGGUCAUUGCAGCGUUCCAGUCAACUACGAUAGAAAUCCGGCUCUAGCUCGGUCCUUCCUGUUGCCGCUCUUUCGCUUGUUUUUGUUGAUGUUGAAGGGCAGGUGGCUGGAGAGAAUGGGGUUUUCGUUCGAAGGACGUUCACAGUGGGAGAAGAGAUAUUUGGAGUUGAUUGCCUUCAGAGACAGAUAUGGUCACUGCUCUCCAUCUCAACUGGGUCAUUUUCGGAAGCUGGGAGUCUGGGUUGCUGUCCAGAGGGUCAAGAGUCGCAAGGGGCAGCUGCGAGAGUCUCGGAAGCAGAAGCUGGAUGCCAUUGGGUUUCGCUGGGAGCUCCACACAGACUGGGAGACGAGGGUCUUUCAGCUGAGGACCUUCCGGGAGAAACACGGCCACUGUAACGUCCCACAGCAGCUCCGUGACGAUAACGAUUGCGACAUUGAUCGCUCGUUGGGAACAUGGGUCACGAUGCAGCGCAUGAAGCGGCGAGCUGGGAAACUCACGCAGGACCAGAUCGACGAACUAGAUGCUCUUGGCUUUAGAUGGGGGAUUCACACGGACUGGGAGCUCAGAUUUCAGGAGCUUCUCAGCUUCCGCCAUCAGCAUGGUCACUGCAACGUCCCGCAGAAGUACAAGGACAACCCUUCGCUAGGGGCGUGGGUUGCCCAGCAGCGCCGGCGGUUCAAGCACAUGACGCUGACGUGGGACAAAGUCAAGAGGAUGGAGAAGGCCGGGAUAGAGUGGCAGCUGAGAAGAGGGAGGCACGCCAAUGGAGGGUGGAUCGGAGAAGAUUCGUCGACCCCGUCGAACCUGUCACCAGAGGAGAUCGCGGAGAAGAAGCCCACGGAACUGAAGCCAGAUGCUGAGCUCAACGUUGAAGAGCCAGCCCAGCACUCGUCUGCUGUGUGA
This is a messenger RNA of Guillardia theta CCMP2712, 2130 nucleotides long. RefSeq lists its product as hypothetical. Bases 1 to 2130 code for a protein of 709 amino acids. The record is from RefSeq and is a predicted model, not a curated record. The transcript is spliced from 20 exons. NCBI's taxonomy places the organism in Eukaryota, Cryptophyceae, Pyrenomonadales, Geminigeraceae.